AUGAGGACAUUCAUACAUGUAUCUCGGGGGCUGGGGCAAAGCGGCAAGGCGACGCGCGUGAUGAAACGCCGAGAUAUUACAGAACGCCCUCAGCACCGACUCGCGGAGGUGGGGACGGCGUGCGGGGAUGGCGGCUUCGGCCUCUGCGUCUCGUCCUGGCGGGCCACGCGCUCACCGCCCCCCGUCGUCACGUCAUGUUAA
Molecule: messenger RNA, 201 nt
Organism: Rangifer tarandus platyrhynchus (Svalbard reindeer)
Lineage: Eukaryota; Metazoa; Chordata; Mammalia; Artiodactyla; Cervidae
Source: the annotation of a GenBank genome assembly